This is a messenger RNA of Micropterus salmoides (largemouth bass), 4159 nucleotides long. RefSeq names its product ubiquitin-like with PHD and ring finger domains 1 (gene uhrf1). Bases 160 to 2490 code for a protein of 776 amino acids. The record is from RefSeq and is a predicted model, not a curated record. Gene Ontology annotation, biological process: negative regulation of gene expression via chromosomal CpG island methylation. The transcript has 17 exons. Lineage: Eukaryota; Metazoa; Chordata; Actinopteri; Centrarchiformes; Centrarchidae. Gene Ontology annotation, molecular function: ubiquitin protein ligase activity; protein binding.
UGGGAAAGUCUUGAAGAAUAACUCAUUGAUCUAUCUCCAACUAGGUAUAGAGUUGGUCGUGUAAACCUUACAUAGAAGUUAUUUGGAGAAAACGUGCGUGUUACUCCUUCAAACGUCAAUUUCUUGUUUUCACUUGGACGAAGAAACAGGGCAGCUGCAAUGUGGAUUCAAGUGCGCACAAUGGAUGGGAAGGAAACCCACCGGGUGGAUUCCCUCUCCAAACUUACUAAGGUGGAUGAGCUGCGUCUCAAAAUCACAGAGCUCUUUAAGGUGGAGCCAGAGAGACAAAGGCUGUUUUACCGUGGCAAGCAGAUGGAGGACGGCCAUACCAUAUUUGACUACAACGUGGGCCUAAACGACAUAGUGCAGCUCCUUGUCAGGCAGAAGAUGGCCCCCGCGGAUGUCGUCAAAAGCAAGGACAAAGAAGCUGAGCUCUCGGACUCUGAUUCUGGUUGUGGCUCAACCCAGAGUGAGUCUGACAAAAGCUCAACUCACGGCGAGGUGGAGGGGCAGACUGCUGGGACGUCUGCCCAGACAAACACCCUGGAGCUCGCCGAUCCAGGGUUCGGGUUUUACAAGAUCAAUGAGCUGGUGGAUGCAAGGGACUUGAACAUGGGGGCGUGGUUUGAGGCCCAGAUUGUGACUGUUACUAAGACAACAAAGACACCUAAAGAGGAGGCUGCUGAGGCACAGCAGGAGGAGAUACUGUACCAUGUUAAAUAUGAAGACUACCCAGAGAAUGGGGUGAUUCAGUUGUUGGCAAAGGAUGUUCGUCCGCGGGCCCGUACAGUGUACCAGUGGCACCAGCUGGAGCCAGGAAUGAUUGUUAUGGUCAACUACAACCCCGACGACCCCAAGGAGCGUGGCUACUGGUACGAUGCAGAGAUCCAGAGAAAGAGGGAGACGCGCACUGUGCGAGAGAUCUACGCAAAGAUCAUCCUAGGUGAUGCUGGUGACUCUCUUAAUGACUGCCGGAUCAUGUUCCUGACCGAAAUCUACAAAAUCGAGCAGCCUGGUUCUCUGGGUGACGCCCCAGCUGGAUCUGAGAGUCCACUAAAAAGAUCAAAUGGACCCGAGUGCAAGCACUGUAAAGAUGAUCCCAAAAAAAACUGUCAGUGGUGUAACUGCCAUGUAUGUGGCAUCAAGCAGGAUCCUGACAAACAGUUGCUGUGUGAUGAAUGCGACAUGGCCUUUCACACUUACUGCCUGAACCCUCCGCUCACCUCUAUCCCAGAAGAUGAGGACUGGUAUUGCCCAGGUUGCCGUAAUGACGCCAGUGAGGUUGUGUUGGCCGGAGAGAAGCUAAAGGAGAGCAAGAAGAAAUCUAAGAUGGCUUCAGCCAGCUCCUCCAGCCAGAGGGACUGGGGCAAGGGUAUGGCCUGUGUUGGUCGAACCAAGCAGUGCACCAUCGUCCCGUCCAACCACUACGGUCCAAUUCCAGGCAUCCCCGUCGGCUCCCUGUGGAAGUUCCGAGUGCAGGUCAGUGAAUCUGGAGUCCACAGGCCACAUGUAGCUGGUAUUCACGGCAGGAGCAAUGACGGUGCCUACUCUCUGGUUCUGGCAGGAGGCUAUGAGGAUGAUGUGGAUGAUGGUAAUGAGUUCACUUACACUGGCUCUGGAGGGCGAGAUCUUUCUGGAAACAAGAGGACUGCUGAGCAAUCAUGUGAUCAGACACUUACCCACAUGAACCGGGCUCUGGCUCUCAACUGCAACAUCCCUGUCAACGACAAAAACGGAGCUGAGGCCAAGAACUGGAAGGAAGGCAAACCAGUUAGAGUUGUGCGCAGCUGCAAGGGUCGUAAGCACAGUAAAUUCAGCCCUGAGGAAGGAAACAGAUAUGAUGGCAUAUAUAAGGUGGUGAAGUACUGGCCAGCCAAGGGCAAGUCAGGCUUCUUGGUUUGGCGGUAUCUGCUGAAGCGUGAUGAUGAUGAGCCAGCCCCAUGGACCAGAGAUGGCAAAGACCGCAUCAAGAAGCUCGGUCUUACCAUGCAGUACCCUGCUGGUUAUCAGAAAGAAAAAGAGAACAAAAAUGAAGUGGAGGAAGAGGUGUCGACACCCAGCAAGGCAAAGAGGAAGAGAAAAUCUCAGGGCAGUGAUUCUUCCAAGACCUCACCAACCAAGAGUCCUAAGAAAAUAAAGGUAGAAGUGUACAAGCUUACCAAGGAGCAGAAAUCCCUCAUCAAGAAUGACAAGCCAAACCAGAAGCUGUGGGAUGAAGCCAUGGAGUCACUAUCACUUGGGCCGAAAUUCUUGAACAAAGUUGAGGAAGUUUUCCUCUGUAUUUGCUGCCAAGAAGUGGUCUAUCAGCCCAUCACCACAGAGUGCCAACACAAUGUCUGUAGGGAAUGCCUUCAGCGGUCCUUCAAAGCGGACGUGUACACCUGCCCGGCCUGCAGGCACGACCUGGGCAAAAACUACUCCAUGACAGUCAACAAAUCCCUGCAAGACAUUCUAAAUCAGUUUUUCCCGGGGUACAGCAAUGGGCGAUGAUCAUUGGUUCUGCCUACUGAACCCAUGAGGAAAUGCCAUGUAAACUGUAAGGGGAAUUUUCAGUAGAGGCAAUAAAGAAUCACUUUCUCUUAAUAUAUUUUUUAUGAUUUAUAAAACUGCAAUUUUUGUGGACUUCAAUGCUACAAUUUUUCACCCUGAUCUGCCAUGAUGUGUAGUUAAUGAUAAAUUGAAAAUUCCUUUGUAACUGUACCAUUUUGCCGUUAAUAUCUUCAGCUGUGAUUUUACACUCAGCGUUUCGUUUGUUCCAUUAACUAAUGCUAAUGUUAUCCACAAUGUAAAAUGUUUAACUUUGAACUAAAUCCCUCCAUCUUUAGCACUCUUUAAGAGAACGUUAAGUCAAAAGUGUUUUAGCCUUUAUGCCCAAGUGUUUGUGUUUUUUUUUUUUUUUUUUUUUUUUUUUACAAGACUAUGAGAAUCUCAAUCUUUUCUGGUCUGCCGUUAGUUUGGCUGUGUUUGGUCUUCAUUUUGGUGCAAUUUUUAAAAAGGAUCUGAUCAUGCAGUCGGGAUAUUAAUUGGUCUAUAUUCACAUCUCACCUGGAAUGCUCUUAUGCGUCUCCUGUAGCUCUGUUUUUCACUGUACUGUAUUGUUUUUAAUCUCCCACUCCCAUGUUUGUCUUAGUGUUGACGAAUACAAUGCAGCUUGACUUCCUAUUCUGAAAUUUAUUGACAAACUAGACAAAACAGGCUAUCAGUAUAUUGUCUUGACAGACUUACAAAUGUGACACGUCCUGUUUGUCCUGGCAUGAUCAGAUUAUUAAAAUUGCACUUACAUGACAAAUGAACAAAGGGGGGGGGGGGGGGAGUGUCUUGUUGGGGAGCGAUGUCAUCAAAUGUGGCUGGAUUUAACUUGUGUAUUUGGUUCCUUUUUUUUAAAAAACAAUUUUCACAGUAAUUUUAUAUUUGUAAACGAAGUUUGUAAAGGUUGGUUUAAAAAGUUAAUAUGAAUUUGAGAAAACCUUGAAAGCAAAAGGAGAGAGAUUCUUAUAUUCUGUUCUGUUAUAUUCUGCAGUGUAGAUUUGGAUUCCUCCUGUUUUGAAAAGGUCCAAAGAAAUGCAAGUGCUUAACCAAGAGUGUAAUGUAGAACUCAUCUAUUUAGCCCUUUAGACAUUGUCCCUGGCACAAAAACCUAAUUGAGUCUAGAAAAUUUAUUUGUAUUUUUUGCUAAAAUCUUAAUUUUUUAAAAAUCUAUUACUGCCAUCUAUGGUGAGGCUGUUCAGUCAGAUUUGUGUCUCCUGUGGUCAAUUGUAAUUACCUGACCUCCAUUUUAAAAACAGAAAAUGCUUGCAUCAAGUUGAAACAUUAAGGAAUUUCCACACACUGCUCCUGAAAUCAAAUAUUGAAUCAAUUAAGUUAUCUGAAUUUUGUUAUUUACUACUUUUGCCGUUACUCACUUUUGACAUGACUAUUUGGUGUUGAAUUUCAACAGCAGUGUGUGUGACAAUAUCCACCCACAUGCCAGCACUUUUGAGUUUUGAUGGAGAAACAAAGAUUUGCAUAGACUGGGAGAUGUAUAUUUUCUGAAAUUGUAUAAUUUUUUUUUUAGUCAAUUUUAGUUUUGAUAUGUAGUUUUAGAAUUUCUUGCACACGUUUGGUGCAAAAAUGUGUCAAUACAGUUUCCGUGUUGUUCAAUAAAAGUCAAAAUGUGGAA